GCAUGGAGUGCGUUGUUGCGUUCCCAUGCAAGCAACGUCCAACCUGUCAUAGACAGGUGGCGCGGUUCUCUCGAUACCCUGCUAAUCUUUGUCGCUCUUUUCUCUGCGAUUGUCACAGCUUUCUACAUUCAAUCGCUUAACGGCUUGUCGCCAAACCCCCAGAACCGGACAAAUGAAUUACUGACAGCCAUUCUGAUCGCUCUCAAUGACGAAAAGGCUGAUACACUCAAUCUUUCCACCUCACUUCCAUUUAUUCCCAGUGCGAGCGUCGUUCGUGCCAAUUUCUACUUGUCUUUAUCUCUCAUUAUGAGUGUAAGU
Molecule: messenger RNA, 318 nt
Organism: Stereum hirsutum FP-91666 SS1
Lineage: Eukaryota; Fungi; Basidiomycota; Agaricomycetes; Russulales; Stereaceae
Exons: 2
Source: RefSeq, a predicted model, not a curated record